Messenger RNA from Mesoplodon densirostris (Blainville's beaked whale), 1593 nucleotides. It is a transcript of the gene ZMPSTE24, whose product is annotated as zinc metallopeptidase STE24. Gene Ontology annotation, cellular component: endoplasmic reticulum membrane. Gene Ontology annotation, molecular function: metalloendopeptidase activity. NCBI's taxonomy places the organism in Eukaryota, Metazoa, Chordata, Mammalia, Artiodactyla, Ziphiidae. Bases 77 to 1504 code for a protein of 475 amino acids. Gene Ontology annotation, biological process: CAAX-box protein processing. The record is from RefSeq and is a predicted model, not a curated record. The transcript is spliced from 10 exons.
UGCAGGGAUGCUCUGAGGGGACGGGUGUCGGUGUGGCACCAGUGCUCGCUGAAGGAGCCGGCGGAACGGGGUGGUCAUGGGGAUGUGGGCGUCUCUGGACGCGAUGUGGGAGAUGUCGGCCGAGAAGCGUAUCUUCGGGGCCGUGUUGCUCUUCUCCUGGACAGUGUAUCUUUGGGAGACCUUCCUAGCACGGCGGCAGAGACGGAUAUAUAAAACAACAACUCAUGUACCACUGGAGUUAGGACAGAUCAUGGAUUCAGAAACAUUUGAGAAAUCUCGACUGUAUCAGCUGGAUAAAAGUACUUUCAGCUUCUGGUCAGGACUCUAUUCAGAGAUUGAAGGCACUCUUAUUCUUCUCUUUGGAGGAAUCCCUUAUCUCUGGAGACUCUCUGGGCGGUUCUGUGACUAUGCUGGCUUUGGACCAGAAUAUGAGAUUACUCAGUCCUUGGUGUUUCUGCUGUUGGCUACACUUUUCAGUGCAUUGACUGGUUUGCCGUGGAGUCUUUAUAAUACUUUUGUGAUAGAAGAAAAACAUGGUUUCAAUCAGCAGACUUUGGGGUUCUUCAUGAAAGAUGCAAUCAAGAAAUUUAUUGUGACUCAGUGCAUUUUAUUACCUGUGUCUUCACUUCUACUUUACAUUAUUAAAAUUGGGGGAGACUAUUUUUUUAUUUAUGCCUGGCUGUUCACACUAGUUGUGUCUCUGGUGCUUGUCACCAUCUAUGCUGAUUACAUUGCCCCUUUAUUUGACAAAUUCACACCUCUUCCUGAGGGAAAGCUUAAACAAGAAAUUGAAGUCAUGGCAAAGAGUAUUGAUUUCCCUUUGACUAAGGUGUAUGUUGUUCAAGGAUCUAAACGCUCUUCCCACAGCAAUGCUUAUUUUUAUGGCUUCUUCAAGAACAAGCGAAUAGUUUUGUUUGACACUCUACUAGAAGAGUAUUCUGUACUAAACAAAGACAUCCAGGAGGAGUCUGGCAUGGAACCCUGCAAUGAUGGAGAAGGGGACAGUGAAGAAAUAAAAGCUAAAGUUAAAAAUAAGAAACAAGGAUGUAAAAAUGAGGAAGUGCUUGCUGUGCUAGGCCAUGAACUGGGGCACUGGAAGCUGGGACACACAGUCAAAAAUAUCAUUAUUAGCCAGAUGAAUUCUUUCCUGUGUUUUUUCUUGUUUGCUGUAUUAAUUGGUCGAAAGGAGCUUUUUGUUGCAUUUGGUUUUUAUGACAGCCAACCCACUCUAAUUGGACUAUUGAUCAUCUUCCAGUUUAUUUUUUCACUUUAUAAUGAGGUUCUUUCUUUUUGCCUAACAGUCCUAAGCCGCAGAUUUGAAUUUCAAGCUGAUGCAUUUGCCAAGAAACUUGGGAAGGCUAAAGACUUAUAUUCUGCUUUAAUCAAAUUAAACAAAGAUAACUUGGGUUUCCCUGUUUCUGACUGGUUGUUUUCUAUGUGGCAUUAUUCUCAUCCUCCACUACUAGAGAGACUUCAGGCUUUGAAAAAUUCAAAACAAGACUGAGUUGCCCAGGGUCUGCAACUGAAGACAUUUCUGAUUAUUUCUGUCCUGGCAGCAUGUUCUGGCUCUUGAUGUUUUUAAACUUUUUUUUU